Molecule: messenger RNA, 1922 nt
Organism: Oryza brachyantha (malo sina)
Lineage: Eukaryota; Viridiplantae; Streptophyta; Magnoliopsida; Poales; Poaceae
Product: cleavage stimulating factor 64
Exons: 10
Coding region: 50-1465 (471 amino acids)
Biological process (GO): mRNA 3'-end processing
Cellular component (GO): mRNA cleavage and polyadenylation specificity factor complex
Molecular function (GO): mRNA binding
Source: RefSeq, a predicted model, not a curated record
CACCGCCGCCGCCGCUGCCCUGCCGCCGGCGACCUCUGCUGAGAGGAGCAUGGCCGCCGCCCCCGCCGGCGCCCAGAACCGCUGCGUCUUCGUUGGGAACAUUCCUUAUGAUGCGACGGAGGAACAGCUCGUGCAGAUUUGCGAGGAAGUCGGCCCUGUGGUCUCCUUCAGAUUGGUUAUUGAUAAAGAAACUGGGAAGCCAAAAGGUUAUGGCUUUUGUGAGUACAAGGAUGAGGAGACUGCUCUAAGUGCACGCCGGAACCUUCAGGGUUAUGAAAUUAAUGGCCGUCAGUUACGUGUUGAUUUUGCUGAAAAUGGGAGGAAUGCUGACAGAAACAGAGAAAAGGGUCGUGGAGGACCUGGAAUGGCAUCCAGUGUUGAUGCUCAGAAACAAUUAGCUGGGAGUUCUGUUGUAGGCGAUACAAGUCUUCAUCAGCCAGUUGGUCUUCCAUCGGCUAUUCAAGCUGCAUCUGUGAUGGCUGGUAUUCUUGGAGGAUCUCAAACUGCAAAUGUUCAAAAUGGUUUACCUGUCCAGUAUGGGCUUGGAAAUGACCCUCUUACUCAUUAUUUGGCCAGAAUGUCAAAGAACCAGUUGUAUGAAAUCAUGUCUGAGUUGAAGUCCUUAACUAAUCAAAAUAAGGAAGUUGCCAACAAACUGCUGCAAGGAAUUCCACAGCUGCCAAAGGCCCUAUUUCAGGCACAAAUAAUGCUUGGAAUGAUGACGCCCCAGAUGAUGCAGAUGGCAAAGAGCCAACAACCCUCUAACUCCUUGGCACAGCCAGAUGCUUUGAUACCAAGUAUUCCAAGACCGUCGGCAAGCUUGCCAAACCCAAAUGUCCUGCAGGACCCAACUGCACAGCUGCAUAAUUUUUCUCAGUAUCAGCAUUCAUCUCAGCCAGCAGUCACGAUAUUCCCACAUGGAAGUCAGCCCCUCAGUGCUUCUUCCAGUGUUCCUCCUCCACCGCUUGCUACCUCAGGAAGCCUGAUAUCGCAGGUUCAACCCCCAUUCAUGCCACAUCACCCUAGGCCACCAGCUAUGCCAGCGAGUAUACAACAACUACCAUUGACUCAUCCACAUCUUCCUCAGGUACCUGCUGCACCUGAUAUACCACAGAAGGAAAUUAGGUUUCCUGAUCAAGCAAAUCAUCUGGCGGAGUUUGCUCAUCCUUCAAAGUUGCGAAAAUUGGAGGAUGGAACAUCCACACCUGCAAUUGUAAACAAUAAUCCAGCUGUUUAUCCUGCUCCAUCCCAAGGAAUGGUCCCUGGUGGACCAUCAGGGAGCUAUAGUUCUGCUGCUGUUAGCUUCCAGCAGCCAGAGAACGAAGUGCCUCAGCUCACACCCGAUGUUGAGUCGGCUCUUCUGCAGCAAGUCCUGCAAUUGACACCCGAGCAGUUGAGUUCGUUGCCAGUAGAGCAACAGCAGCAGGUGAUUCAGCUUCAAAAGAUGCUCUCGGCUGGUAAAUAGCACCAUUUCUGUUGAUCAAGCUAUACGAAGUUGUGGACAAAAUGGUACAUUGUGAAUGAUGAAGAAACUGGACAGAUGUCCACAGUUGAUUUUGCCAAGCCACACACCACACUUGUAACUUCAAACGUUGCUGGCAUUUCUGGGUCAUAGCUUGUUCUCAUGAGCAUUCUUCAGAUAUUCUUUGUACGGUUGGAGAUAAAAUGUGAUAAAGAAAGAUAUGAAAGGGUCUUAUUGUUCAUCACUUAUGUAUCAUUAUAGAAAAAAGAAUAAUCCGUAUCCAUUUUUCUCAUGUUAUCUGUAGUUCCAGAACAUUUUGUCCUUAAAAUUUCAAGUAGUUGCAGAGAGAUGAUGGAUGUAUGGAUGAUGAACUCCAGAACUGUUUAUUUUUCUGUCUAAUCUUCCAGCAUAUUUCUUUUUCUUGAGGCCUAGCUGUUUUUUUCUCCCAUCCAACUCUACA